Messenger RNA from Hypomesus transpacificus, 4794 nucleotides. It is a transcript of the gene mapta, whose product is annotated as microtubule-associated protein tau a. Gene Ontology annotation, cellular component: neuron projection. Gene Ontology annotation, biological process: microtubule cytoskeleton organization; neuron projection development. The coding region runs from base 116 to 1684 and encodes 522 amino acids. The transcript is spliced from 15 exons. Gene Ontology annotation, molecular function: microtubule binding. Lineage: Eukaryota; Metazoa; Chordata; Actinopteri; Osmeriformes; Osmeridae. The record is from RefSeq and is a predicted model, not a curated record.
CCCUCGCGCUAUGGAAUCUUGAAGAACUGCGUCAAGGGACCGUGCGCUCGGUGAGCGACUGCCGCUGAAGAGACAACAACACUGCUGUCAACACACAGCCUGACUCGGACUCGCUAUGGAUCAACACCAAGACUACAUGAACAAUGCCCCAAACAGCUACAGCUACAACUCUGGGGACUCCAUGAGUGCGUCUCUAGCUGGCUUGACCAUUAAUAACCUGCACCACCAGGAGAACGGGAUCCAGUUGGGACAAAAGAGCCCUGGGGAUGGCUCCAUGAAAGCAGAAUGUAAGGAACUGUCACCAGAGGAUAAUGCUGACAGAUCGGUGACAGAUCUCUCUGAACAAGAGAGCACCCGUUGUGAUGAGGGGGUGCCACAUAGCACCACUGUUGAGGACGGUGUACAAGCUGUUGAGCGUGAGGAACCAUCACCAGAAGACAAAUCUGAUGAACCAGUGUCUAUGUUCUGUGAAGUAGAGACCACCCCCUGUGUGCAGGAGGUGGCACCUGGUGCCUCAGGUCAGGAGGAGGUACAAUCUGCAGUUGGAGGAUCAAGCACAACAGCACAAGCAAAGAUUGAUAAUGACACUGCCGAAAAGAAGCCAUGCAAAACUCCUACCAAAGCUAGACCCACCUCUGCCCUUAAAAGACCUUCCCCAAUCAACAGAACCCCCAAAACACAGGCCUCCACCACAAAUGGGCCUAGCUCAUUACCCACUAAAGCCAUCAGUACGGGAACCAGGCAGUCCCGAACUCCAGGUGGUACUAGGCCUCAGGCCCCUGGAACAAAAAUUCCUGCCAAAACCCCAGCUCAGCCAGCACCAAGCGCUAAGAAGCCAGCGUCCAAAAAUGAUAAAGACACCAGUGGACACAGCAGCCCUGGUACUCCAAAGUCCCCCAACAGCCAAGCUCUUCCUGGAAAGCCUUUGGCUGUGCCAGCCAAUCAAGUGAAGAAAGUGGCUGUGGUGCGUUCAACACCUAAGUCCCCUGGCUCUCUCAAGAACCGCCCUCCCGCUCCCCUGGCAGCUGCAGCCCCCAUGCCAGACCUGAAGAACAUCAGGUCAAAGAUUGGCUCCACGGACAACAUGAAACACCAGCCUGGUGGUGGCAGAGUACAAAUACUUGAGCAGAAGAUCGACUUAAGUAAUGUCCAGUCUAAGUGCGGCUCCAAAGACAAUAUGAAACAUGUACCCGGAGGUGGCAAUGUUCAAAUACUCGAUAGGAAGGUGGACGUGAGCAACGUUCAGGCUCGUUGUGGCUCCAAAGACAACAUGAGGCACACUCCUGGAGGGGGCAGGGUUCAAAUUGUUCACAAGAAAAUCGAUUUGGGUACUGUUCAAUCUAAAUGUGGUUCUAAAGACAACAUCCGCCACAAGCCAGGUGGCGGAAAUAUUGAGAUCAAGUCUGAGAAAUUAGACUUCAAGGUCCAAUCAAAGAUCGGCUCUCUUGACAACAUUGGGCAUGUGGCUGGGGGUGGACAGAGGAGGAUUGAGAACCACAAACUGACGUUCCGUGAGACAGCCAAGGCCCGCACUGACCACGGCGCAGAGAUUGUUUCCUUGGAAGACUCACCCAACCAACUCAGCACCAUGUCCUCCUCUGGCAGUAUCAAUAUGGCGGAUUCACCACAACUGUCUACGCUGGCUGACCAGGUGUCUGCCUCUCUGGCCAAGCAAGGCCUGUGAAUGCACAGCCGAGGGUCCUGCCACACUACCACAUAUAGAAGUUGAGACACCUUCCUUGUCAUUUUCACAAGACUUUUUUUUAGCUACCCAUCACUGUUUAUCCUCACUAACAUUUAACACUGUUAUUGAGACAAUAUCAUGAGAAAGGAGGUCUUAAUUAGAGAUUUGUGUAAGCCAAGGCUACGUUAAGCAUUUUGUUUUUUGUUCUUUUUUGUGAUCGUAGAUCGUCUCCCCCCGUCCCCUUCCCCUGUCUUCUCUUGACCCUUCAUGAGUUUCAUUGGUCAUGGUUAACACUCAUCCAUUUCUUUCCAACUCUUUUGACGGUCAUAAGGACUGCAAAUCAUUUAGUUUGAUGAGGAUGUAUUGAGUGUGAAAAAUAAUGGACGAUGGGUCCCUUUUUGAUACAUUUACAAUAAAGGUAUUCGGGGUAGCAGAGGGUUAAGACCAGUAAAGCAGCCCACUUUUGCAGUCUCAAGCAAACUCAACAUUUACAGGGUCAAAUCAAUGGUGAUAGAAUGGGUGGGCUAUUGUAGCAAAGCUCCCAUUUACAGUAAAAUGCUUGUCCUCUUCACUAAUUGGCUGUCCUUGCUUUGCGUGCUAACUGCAUAUCAAGGUAGAAUAGUUGGGCAUGGGGAUGACAUACCUCUCCAGACCCCCAAAAAAAGGAAUAUGGGAUAAUUAGAUUAGAAACCUCAGUUUGUGUUCGGCACAUUUUUAUAAUUGUAUUCUGUGGAUAUGACAUGUAUUUGAUAUGAAAAAACAUUUGUAUUGUGCCUGCUGUCGGUGUUAAUUUAUUGAGGUUAUGUACAUGCUAGCUCUGUUGUAAAUGCGUCUCAGCUUUGUCUAUUGAAGUGGUAAGUCAAGUUUUACUUAAGUAUUGCCAGUGAAAUUAAUUGAGCGAAAUAUUGUCUCUGGCUAUCUUGAAAAGCCUCUCAAUUAAAAAAUAUGUAAUUGGGAUCAUGGACAGAGCUUGUGUUAAAUACAGGUCAUGUACCUAGAUAUUAUAUAAUUCAAUUUAAAUGACUAAAAUGCUGAGAUAGGCUACUCACUAAUGUGUGACUGUCAUCCUUAACUACCACCUUAAAAUUAGCUAUGGCUUGUGUAUAUUUUGUCCACCACCAGAAACACACUAUUCUCUUUGCUGUUCGGAAUUUGUGUCCUGGAUCUCACAUACCUAUAUGGUCCCCUCCUUAAAAUGUUUCAACAUUUUAAAACUGUAUUCCUAGUGAUUCACCAUUACCUAAAAGUAUUCCUGUCAUUGAAUUCCAGACAUGUAAAUGAACUUGCAUGCAUUUCAUGUAGGUAGGACAGUUGACUUUCUUCUGCCUCCCUUCAACAUCACUAUGCUUUCACUGUAUAUCCUGUAAUAUCUGCUUGUGUAUUUAAUAGGAUAUAUAUGUAGGUAUUAGUGCGUGGAUACUUCAACACAAAGGACAACCCCUUCCUUUAGGUACAGCCAAAUGUGAACUGAUUAUACAAAUAUACUUUUCCUAUGUUGUGUGUUUGCUAGGUAUUGCAAAUAUAUAGCCUACUGAAUUGAUACAUUGGAACAGCGUGGUGCACAGAAGGGGUGUGCUUGCAACACAAUAAUCUGCAUGCUAAAACUAAUUAUACAUUUUCAUCACUAGUAGACAAAAUUCAUUUAAUGUGUUAAAUGGGUAUGUGCACCGCACACUAUGAGGAAGACUGGGACUAAGUUAUAGGGCAGGUGUUUUGUAUACAAAUGUCUGGAAUAUCAAAUUCUGGGGUCUUCUCCAAAUGCCUGUGUGCCAAGGCUAAUGGAAAGGUUUGCAGUAACAACUAUCACCAUCACCCUUUGUUAUUUCUGCGGCUGUACAGUUGUGAAAAAUGUAAUUGUUGAUGUAUCUGUGCAUUUUAUCAAUAACUGGUUUAUGAUCCUUCUUGUUGCUGUAUGUGAAUUUGAAAAUAAACGCUAUCACACCACAGUUCAUUUUUCUCACUUUACAGCAAUAAAGAGGUGAAAACCUUAGCAUGUCAAGUUUAACAUAAAUUUUUUAAUGGUACUAUUUACAAAAACAAGUCUGCUUUUGAUUAGGUUUACUGCUGCAAUAAUGGAACAGGUACAUCGACAUAUCGCUUAACUACAAAAUAAAAAAAUACAGUGAUUGAAUGACUGUGGCAUUAAAACACAGGUGUAAAAUUAUACAACCAUAGAUUUUGCAUAGCAAUUAGUUAUUCAUGGGGGAAAUGGCGGUGAGAUUUUGACAUUGUGGGAUGGCAAAAACAUGCCUCUUGCAACAGCAGUCUCUUUAGAUCAGAAUUACCUACUGAGGGGCAAAAUGAUUCUCAGCAUUAGAAAUAUUCCCUUAAAACUGUAAAACCUGAGGUCUGGGUGGCUUCUAGCAAAGAGUUGCUACAUUUUAAACAAUUGCAAGAGAACACUUCUUAUUCCUGUCAAGUGAAACCGGAAACAACCUUCAUUUUCAACGUAUAAACAUCUACCAAUAAUUCACUAGCAUGAACCUGUACGCCCAGAAUGGAUGAUGUGGGUAAUCGAUCCAUCACCAGUGUGAUUUGAAUUUUAAGUUUCAAUUUGACUACAAUAACAUAAUAUAUUGCUGACCAUAAAGGCAUGUGACAGGGGAGGGGGGGGAAGGAUACGACAGAUAAAGAGUAUAAUCUUUAUUUUUCCUUUGAGCUCCAUUUGCUGGGCUAUUUUGAGCUGAUAAGCAUUUUUUUUCUUUCUUUUUUGCAUUCAGAGAAGUGCUCCAUCAUCCUCCUUUUACUGAGUCAUCCCACAGGCAUAUAUGACUUGGAGAGAAAUGGCUACGUGUGAGGAGCCGAUUCUAAAGGAAUGAUUACCAUCCAAAUAAAAACAAACAAAGCCUAAAGUUUGAACAGACGAUACAAAAAAAGUGUCAGGAAUGAAACAAAACAAAGCAAACCAACACAAACCCUUGGCAGUAAAAGAAGUGCUCUACAAUUUCAGUAACCUCUGAGUAAAAGAGGUUACAUCCAAAAUGUACCUGUUGAUUGGGGAAGUAUGAGAGGAUAUUUUUUUUAAUAUUUUUUUUUUGUCUUGUUUUGUUAUUCGUCACUCCACUAAAAAUGUACAUGGGAAGUACAAGCAAACUAGUCAAUAGAAAACA